AUGCCACCACCAAAGUCGUUCGCCGCUCGCCAGUUCAGCGAUUCAGUAACCGAGGACCUCAAGCCAUGCUCGCGCUGUAGCUGGUGCGUCAACUAUACGAUAAUCAGCCAGUCUAUCAAGCGUAAAUCGGCCCAUUUGGCCAGCUGUAUACGCUUCCGCCAGCAUGCCGUCGAGGUACUCCGAGGAACCGAUUCCAGCGCUAUAAUCGACCUCCGUAUGGCCAUGCCAGAGGACUUUAUUCAAGCAUGUCGCGAGCUAGCAGACGUAGGUGAGGAAGAGGAGGAGGUUAAGGAGGGCGAUGCGCAUGGCUAUGCUCAGCCAAUUGAUAGAGCCUCUCGCAUGGAGCUCAAGUUCGCAAAGGCCAUUUACCGCUCUGGCAUGCCGCUGAGCUCGUUUGACACCGACUGCUGGAGGGAGUUCUUCAGAGAGCUCGCUCAAUUCAAGCCUCCGCCGCGAGCUCGCCUUGCUGGUAGCCUACUCGAGGCUGUAUACGCAGAGGUGCAGAAGGAGGUGGAACAAGUGGUAGAGACUCAAGGCCGUGGUAACUAUACGCUGAACUGCAUUAGCGAUGAGUCUGAGGCCAUGAACGAGGACCGGAUUACCAACCUCUCGCUUAAUACAGCUAACGGCCAGUCGUUCCAUAUAACGACUACUGCCACUGGCUCCGCUGACCAUAGCGCAAGGGCCCUCUUUGAUGGCAUGUUACCUCGUAUCAAGAAGGUUACCAAGGGUGAUUUGACCCGCUGGAACAGCCUUUGUACGGAUACUUGCGCUACGCAGAGGAAGCUACAUGAGUUGAUCCAUCAGCAUCCUGAAACUCGGCAUGUUUUUACCAUACUCUGCGACUCGCAUGGCCUCCAGCUGCUAGUCAAGGUCCUCUGCCAUGGCUCGAAGUCGCUUAGUGCCAUUACGUACUACAAGGUUACUCUUGUAGAGGCGAAUUUGAUGUCGAGUUUCCUGCGUUCGGCGACGAAGCUCUACGCUCUGCUUGUAGAGCGCGCAGCUGAGGAUGACAAGAAGCUCAGAGCCCUCGUGCUGGCGGUAGUUACUCGAUGGGGUACUCAAGUCAACGUCGUUGAUGCGCUAAUUGAGAACAAGGCUCAGCUACAGUCAGUCACCGGUCAGCGAGCCUUCUUCAACAGCGAGAGUGGCCGGAAGGUACUUAGCUUGAUUGACGACGAGAGUUUCUGGCUACGCCUUGAGCACCUCCAUUCGCUGCUGCUGCCGAUUCAUAACGCGCAGAUAGCCUCUGAGAGCGACCGCUCUACUGUCGCUAUGGUGGUUCCUCGCUGGAAGGACCUUCGAAGCGACAUCGCUGAGCUCGACAUACCGUUCAAGGCAGAGGCUCUGCUACGGCUAGAUCAGCGCCUUGAGAAGCAAACUACUGGUAUACACUACGCAGCGUACGCUCUCAACUCGCAAGCGCCAGAGUCGUAUAAGAGCCUUAGCAAGCGCGAGUGGCAGCUAGCUGAGAGGUUCUUCGAGGCUACAAUUCCAAGUCACCUCCACAACGACUUCUUUGAUCAACUUACCGAGUUCAGAGGCCGUAGAGGCCGCUUCAGCAGUACCUUCCUCCAGCAGAGAGCUCAUAAUCCAGACAGUUUUUGGGACUACGCGCAGCAAUACGACGCUCAGCUACUUGCUCAACUGGCCUUGCGGCUACUCAGCACGCCAGCGAACUCAGUACCCUCUGAACGGUCGUUUUCAAGCUUCAAUUUCAUCCAGAACUCCUUCCGUACGUGCCUCUCAACCCACCGAAUUGAUCUAUUGCUAUACAUCCACGUCAAUUGUAGAGCUCUUGAGGCUCACAAGCGCGAGAGGCUCAAGCGACGGCGUGAAAUCGCUCUCUCUGAGGGCCACGCUCGUAAGAAGUUGCGCCUCGAGCAGCUUGAGGCGCGUACUACGCCAUCAACUCAAGCAAUAGCUCCAUGGAACAUGACUACCAACGAGGCUAUUGAGCGUCAAUUCGCUCUAUUAGCUCCUCUUGAGCUCUCUGCAGGCUAUCUCAACGACGACGACGACGAUGACGCUGCGCCGUACGAGCUCAGCUCGCAGAGCCUUCCAAGCGCUGGCUAUAAUAUCUUGCUCUCCUCAACGCCACUACUACCCUCUAUGUCGCCGUAG
Molecule: messenger RNA, 2124 nt
Organism: Aureobasidium vineae
Lineage: Eukaryota; Fungi; Ascomycota; Dothideomycetes; Dothideales; Saccotheciaceae
Source: the annotation of a GenBank genome assembly